AUGUACAUGCUAGAUAGUAAACUUUCAGUAAACGUUCAUUUAACUGAUGAAGCUACAGUUACUGACGAUUCCAUUACGUCCUUGGACAGGAUCCUAAGGAAAUCUACCAAAAACUUUGUAGGGGACAUGAGAGCAGAGAUUCAAGUGAGAAAGUUUCAAUCAUUCAGAAUGUGCCAGAAGAAGGGCUGGCACACUUUGCAUGUCAACAAGGAUUACUGGCAUCUCAUUUGGUAUUUAUCCUUGACUUGCUUUGUAGAAGGCCAUACAGGAAAAGCCCUCAGUAUCACUGAUCUAUGCCAACAGUGUUGUAAACUUCCUGGUAUUCUGGAUGCACGGGAGAGCGCGAACGCAGUCCCCCACUACCACAAAUUAUGCAGUCGAGUUUCCCGCAUUUGGGGAAAUCGCAGGGGUCAGCACAUCCGGAGUGCAAUGGAUAAGCCUCGCCCUGGGAAAACCACCUUCGUGAUCAUGGUAUCUCCCCUGCCAGUUGCACAAACUCAACCUCCUGGCAAAAAUAUAAAACAAGUAUAUCAACCAUUAAAUGUUUAUUGUCUACUAGGUAAAAAAUUAGUUUGUGGCCAUUGUCUAACUAUAGGUCAACAUCAUGGCCGUCCUAUAGAUGACCUUCAAAGUGCCUAUCUGAAAGAAAAGGAUACGCUUCAGAAGUUGUUUAUACAGUUAACCAACACACACUGGACAGAUAUCACUAGCCUUAUUGAAAGGCGUGAAGAACAGAAAUGUCAUUCUGAGAAAAUAGUUCAAGGUGAUAAGGAAGUUGUUCUCCAGUAUUUUAAGGAGCUUACUGAUAUGUUAGAACAGAAAACAAAGUUUUUUCUGGCAGCUCUCUGUGAGGUUGGCAAGAUGAUUAAUCAAGAAUACACUCCACAGAUUGAAAGAAUGAAGGAAAUAAGAGAACAACAACUUGAGUUAAUGACAACGAUGACACCUUUACAAGAUGAAUCUCCACUUAAAUUUCUUGAAAAAAUUGAUGAUGUUCACCAACUUGUGCAGAUGCUGAAACAGAGACCACUUCCUGAGGUCCAGCCUGUUGAAAUUUAUCCUCAAGUAAGCAAUGUUUUAAAAGAAGAGUGGAGCAGAACAGAAAUUGGACACAUUAAGAAAGCUGUCAUCCCUGAAAUGAGAAUCUCUUCAAAAAGGAUGCCAUGUUCCUGGCCUGCUAAGGGUGAAAAAGAAAUGGAAUUUUUAAAAAUCUUAAACAUUGCUGUAGUUUCACUAAUUUCAGUGAUAUUCAUGUUGAUGCUCCUUUUCAACCAUCACAUAAUAACCUUCUUAAAUGAAAUUACUUCCAUAUGUUUCUCUGAAGUCUUUCUCUCUGUUUACCAAAGUUUAUCUAAGAACUUAUAUGACUUAAAAAACACAGUAUGCUACACUUUGUGUUUGUUAAAGGAAUUUAUGUGGAAAAUAGUGUCUCAUUGAAAACCUAAUUUACCAGUUUUAUGUAGGUGUAUUCUGUAUAGCAGAGGCGAAGUCUUGGUUGGUAGAUGGAAAGGUCAGGGUGGCAUAAGUGGCAAAUAAACUUUACAUCUGUUCCAACAGAUACACAGAAAUAUGACAGAUUCCCCAAGGUGGGGUAGAAGUGGUCAGAAAUGAGACAUUAUCUGAAAGGCAACUCAAAUCAAAUUCGAAAACGACAAGUUUUGUUUUGAAUAUUAAUACCAGACUAUUUUUGGUGCAUGAACCUAC
Messenger RNA from Rattus rattus (black rat), 1704 nucleotides. Its product is annotated as tripartite motif-containing protein 59-like. Lineage: Eukaryota; Metazoa; Chordata; Mammalia; Rodentia; Muridae. Gene Ontology annotation, biological process: cilium assembly. Gene Ontology annotation, cellular component: cilium; intraciliary transport particle B; centrosome. The record is from RefSeq and is a predicted model, not a curated record.